AUGGCGAAAGAAGAGUGCAAAGCGCUCCUGGACGCCUUGAAUCGGGUGACCGCCUGCUACCGGCACAUGGUCCUCAGCGUGGGCGGCACCGCGGACUCGCAGAACCUGCGCGAGGAGCUGAAGCAGACGCGGCAGAAAGCGCACGAUUUGGCUGUGGCCAACAGGAACAAGCUCACCGCGGCCCUGAAGGACAAGAACGUCUGCAAGGAGGACAAGGCAGAGUUCGAGCGCCUCUGGGUGAUUUUCUCUACAUGCCUGGAGAUCUUGGAGACCGACAUGAAGCGGGCCCUGGAGCUGGGGCUGGAGUUCCCUCUGAACGUACCCAGGAAGCACCUCAUCCAGACGGGCAUGUCCGGAGGGACCGCGGGCGUGGCUGCACGAGCCAUGAGCGUCCAGAACAUGAAGUACGAGGCCGAACGCAACAUCGAUGAAGUGGAUCUGAAAGACCUGGAGCAAGAGAUCCACAAGGUGGGAGAGAUGAUGUAUGAGAUGGAGAUGAAAGUGAACGUGCCUCAGUGGACCGUGGAAGCCAAACAGGAUCCCGGGGCAGAGCUCAAAUCCACCGUCAGUGCAGGAGCUUCCUCGGGGGGUUUCGUCUCCGUAGAAGAGAGAAAAGGUUUUUGUGACAUUAGCAAACUUCUGGCCGCGAUUGUUUUCAGUGCUGUGCUCAUCAUAGCUGUUAUCUUGGCCGUGUGUGUGGUGAAAUUGUCCUAAUGGAAAUAGGGGACUUAAUCACGGACUGACUGACGACACUUCCCCAGUCCCUCCAUCAAAACUUUUAUUCCAUUGAAAGACCAAAGUGGUUGGGUUUUUGUGUGUUUUAAUGUAAGGGAUAUGGAUGUCUUCUACAAUGAAUCUGUGUUUUUUAAGUACACUUCAGACUCUACGAAGCAGUGUUUGCUUUCUGGACCUGGAAGAGUUAAUUUUGCACAAAUUAUCUGGGUAUUAUAGCUAAUGGAUAGAAGAGAUUUACCUGCUAUUAAUAGAAGACCUAUCACAACGACCCCAAAUUACCUCUCUUUGAUAGGUUAUUAUGUGCUGCUGGUUCAUGUUUACAAAGUGUCUGAAUUUGACACCCCCGCGUUUGAUUUGGGGAAAAAAAUACAACGGGUCGUUUUGUAAAGCGUUUCCUUUUCCUUACUUUCUGAAAGGAAUAGCAGAUAGCAAAUAAGUAAUUUUUAUCUCAAUCCUUCAGGCCUCAGUUUAGGAGAAUAUGCAAAUAGUGAACCACAGCAAAUGGUGCCUGAUUGAUUGUACUCUGGCCAGGUUUCUCUUUAGUCACAAAAAAAGCCAAACUAGAUCAGUAGAAAAAAAUUUGUUCCCAUGGUCCCACAAAGUCCUCCCUUAAACUACCGAUAACCCAUUCCAGUUCAGUAUGCCCUUUAAUGUAGAUUGGUUAAGCUGCACAUUAAUAUUGAAGAUCAGAGAAAUAAACCUGUUUUACC
Molecule: messenger RNA, 1445 nt
Organism: Trichosurus vulpecula (common brushtail)
Lineage: Eukaryota; Metazoa; Chordata; Mammalia; Diprotodontia; Phalangeridae
Gene: RGS9BP
Product: regulator of G protein signaling 9 binding protein
Exons: 1
Coding region: 1-714 (237 amino acids)
Biological process (GO): G protein-coupled receptor signaling pathway; detection of light stimulus involved in visual perception
Cellular component (GO): photoreceptor outer segment; neuron projection
Source: RefSeq, a predicted model, not a curated record